UGUUUUCGUUUCUUUUCUCCCGGUUUUUCGCGAUAUUUUGUUUGUGCUAGAAGGAAUUUGAUGAACUACUUUUGUUUAAGUUGAAAUAUUAUUCUGCCUAUACAUAAAUUAGAUAUUGAAUAAAAUUAUAAAUAACAAAUCAUUUAUUUGCGUCAAUUACGAAGUAAUUUAAUAUUCAGCAAUGAGUGCCAAUAAGGUGCCUUUCGAAAAUCGGCCCAUCGAGUGUCGUUUCUGCGGAAUUACCGGUAAUGCAACGAUAGACCUCUUCAAGCACGGACUGGCUCAGAAGGCGGAGAAGUGCUUCUAUCUUUCGAUUGAACCAGACGAUCGUCUUCCAAAGCGGAUCUGCCGAAAGUGUCAAUAUGCGCUGUGUGCAGCAUAUUCGUUCGGGGAGAAAGCGAGACUUGUGGAUAAGAAAUUGAGGCAAAAGUAUGGUUCAGAUGAAGAGGACUAUUUAAACAUUGAAUAUCUGCAGGAAGACACCCCAUUCCAAUACUUAACCUACGAAACGGACCCAGUUGGGCUAGCGUUGGAGAAGCUAAAGGGGACCUCCAUUGCCAUCAAGAAGGCUGUCCCCACACCAGUGUCGACUGCGAAUCCAAUGGUGACCUGUGGUGAUGUUAGUCAAAAUGAGGUGGUAGAAGAGCCUGAGGCAGAGGUUUUACCAAAGAAGUACAAACGUUUCGACGCGGAUACGGUGAUAAACCUCAGUGGACACGUUCCAUGUAUUUGCCUUUGUUGCUCGAAGCGGUUCUCCUGUAUGGACCAACUUAUAGAGCACAAAAGUGAAUGCAAUGAAGAUAGCUACAUUUGUCGCAAGUGUGGUAAAGUUCUUGAUAGCGUGGAGUCGUUGAAGAAGCAUCAGCAGACGCAUUACGAUUAUCGACGCACGUACACGUGUCCAUCUUGUGACGAGGUAUUCAAGAAUAGUUUCCUCUUUGACAAUCAUCGUGCGAAGAUGCACGGAGAGGAGAUCGAAGAGCGAGGCUAUGUCUACCGGUGCUGCAACAAAGAGUUUCUGACCAGAAGGGAGCUCCACGAACAUGCCAAAAUCCACGAGGUUCCGCCCUCGGUGUGUGCCGUUUGCAGCAAAUCAUUCAAGAGUAAACAUUCACUGAGGAUGCAUCUGAAAGUACACGAAGACUACAAGCCGUAUGUUUGUAAAGAAUGUGGAAUGGCGUUCAAGAAGAAAGUUUUUCUAUUCCAACACCAAGCGCAAGAUCAUAACGGUGUGGAGUUGAUUCGGUGCGAUCAGUGCCCGAAGAAGUUCGGCAAGAAGGAAUCACUAAAGAUCCACUGCCAGCGGUAUCAUACCAGUGAAACGAGUGGCAUGGCUGUACACAGCAGGAAAAGAGUAGCGCAGGAUCACUCGUACGAGGGUGAAAUUGGUAGGGAAGAAGAGGUGUGAACUUUCAUUUAAUAAUAUCGGAUUAGAUCAAUUUAAUGAAUUUAAAAAAGUUUUUAGUUAAACUUUGACAAUAGCCUUACCAACGUUUCCUCCCUUCAGCAUAUCAAUAAAUGCAUUUGGCAUAUUCUCAAA
This is a messenger RNA of Armigeres subalbatus, 1540 nucleotides long. Its product is annotated as zinc finger protein 700-like. Lineage: Eukaryota; Metazoa; Arthropoda; Insecta; Diptera; Culicidae. Gene Ontology annotation, cellular component: nucleus. Gene Ontology annotation, molecular function: DNA-binding transcription factor activity; RNA polymerase II cis-regulatory region sequence-specific DNA binding; zinc ion binding. The transcript is spliced from 2 exons. The coding region runs from base 182 to 1408 and encodes 408 amino acids. Gene Ontology annotation, biological process: regulation of transcription by RNA polymerase II. The record is from RefSeq and is a predicted model, not a curated record.